Messenger RNA from Quercus robur (English oak), 1749 nucleotides. Its product is annotated as photosynthetic NDH subunit of subcomplex B 1, chloroplastic. The coding region runs from base 114 to 1517 and encodes 467 amino acids. The transcript is spliced from 6 exons. Gene Ontology annotation, cellular component: chloroplast; NAD(P)H dehydrogenase complex (plastoquinone). Gene Ontology annotation, biological process: photosynthetic electron transport in photosystem I. The record is from RefSeq and is a predicted model, not a curated record. Lineage: Eukaryota; Viridiplantae; Streptophyta; Magnoliopsida; Fagales; Fagaceae.
UUAUCCAACAGCCAUCCACACACCGAAAUCCAAACUUGUGCGUAAGCAAGCAAUAACCCCUCCAACAAUAAUACCAGAAAGGGAUCAAAAGAGAGAAGAAAGUAAGUUUAACCAUGGCUACAACUUCUCUACACCCCAAAUCCCUGUCACCCUUUCUCACAAACCCACCUUCAUUCCCCUCUCCCCACUUCUCCAAACUCUCAUUCUUGCACCCACCACACCACUCUCAUUGCACCAAGAGACCAAACCUACUCCACACCCAGCAAGCCAUCAAUAACAAGAAGAAGAACCCCUGGCUCGACCCUUUCGAUGACGGUGAGGACCCUGAAAUGGAAUACGGCUCAUUGUUCACAGAAGGUAAGCAGGACGAGGACCCCCGACCACCGGAUAACCCUGACAACCCUUACGGGUUCUUGAAGUUCCCGGCUGGAUUCAGUGUGGAAAUCGCCUCAUUGGGACUGAAAAUAAGAGGAGAUGUUAGGCGGUGCUGCUGUGUGGUCUCCGGUGGUGUGUAUGAGAACUUGCUUUUCUUUCCGGCCAUUCAGUUGAUCAAGGAUAGGUAUCCGGGUGUGCAGGUGGACAUCAUUGCAUCAGCUAGAGGGAAGCAGACGUAUGAGCUGAAUAAGAAUGUGAGAUGGGCUAAUGUUUAUGAUCCUGAUGAUCAUUUCCCGGAGCCUGCCGAUUAUACGGAUAUGGUUGGACUUCUUAAGAAUAGGUACUAUGACAUGGUGUUAUCAACCAAACUAGCAGGGCUUGGCCAUGCAGCAUUCUUGUUUAUGACGACAGCUCGUGAUAGAGUUAGCUACGUUUAUCCAAAUGUAAAUGCUGCAGGGGCAGGAUUACUUCUGUCAGAAACAUUUACGCCAGAUAGUUUGAAUCUCUCUGAUGGAGGAUAUAACAUGUACCAUCAGAUGCUUGAUUGGUUGGGGAGACCAUUUCGAAGUGUGCCAAGGCAAGUUGUUCCUCCCCUCAGAGUAUCAAUUUCAAGGAAGCUUAAGGAGGUUGUAGAGGCAAAAUAUAAGAAUGCAGGGGCAGAGAAAGGAAGAUACAUAGUAAUUCAUGGGAUAGAAUCAGAUUCAAAGGCCUCGAUGCAAUCUAGGGGGGAUACUGAUAGCUUGCUACCCAUUGAAGUGUGGGAUGAAAUUGCAGAAGCAGUAAGGGGAUUUAGGCCAGUUUUUGUGAUUCCACAUGAUAAAGUAAGGGAGGAUGUGGAGGAAGUAGUUGGAAAUGAUGCAAGUAUUGUGUUUGUCACAACCCCUGGCCAGCUGGCAGCUCUCAUCAAUGACUCAGCUGGGGUAAUUGCUACAAACACAGCUGCUAUCCAACUUGCAAAUGCACGUGAAAAACCCAGCAUCGCAUUGUUUUGCUCUGAAGAAAAGGGGAAACUAUUUGUUCCCAAUGCAGAAGAGAAGAAAUGUGUCAUUGUCUCGUCCAAGACAGGAAAAUUAAUAGAUAUUGACAUUGAAGCAGUAAAAAGAGCAAUUCAAAUUUUUGAUGUGUCCUUAGCUCUAGCCUAAAAAGGAGAAGAGGGUCACUUCCUUUUCCCUUUUUUUUUUUUCCCAAAAAUUUGUUUUGUUAUUCUGGCUGUUUAGCUUUGUUUAAAUUUUAUUGUAUAAAUGAAUAUCAAUCUUUCUGAAGUGUUGGGGUUGGCUAAGCAUGACCUCAAAAUCAAUCAUGUAUAAAAGUGCAAAAUUCAAGUUUGUUAUUUGCCAAACCAGAUUCAACGAAAGGGGUUCAGUGGUUCAGCUC